AUGGCCACUAUCACGCCCCCCAUCCACCCCGAACAGGAAGAGCCUGGCCACCAGCUCACCGAUGACAGCGCACCCAUCAAAAAGUAUCCCUUUUACAGGAGUGUUGGUUUCCAAGUCUUGAUUUGCUCGUUGAUUUCGUUCACCGCCCCGGGCAUGUGGGAUGCUUUAGGUGGUCUAGGUGCUGGAGGUGCCGCAGAUGUCACGGCGGUGUCUAUUGCCAACGCUCUCGUUUACGGUUUGUUUGCAGUCGUGUGUGUAGCCGCCGGUGCGAUUAACAACCGGAUUGGUCUCAAGUGGGGUCUUGCUCUUGGAGCCGUUGGAUACCCCCUCUACGGUGCUGGUUUGUACGUCAACAACACUACCACCCACACCGCCUUCAUGCUCUGGGCUAGUGCUAUGUGCGGUAUCUCUGCCGGUUUCUUUUGGGCUGCUGAGGCCGCUGUCAUCAUCGGAUAUCCCAGUCCUAAAGACCGUGGAUUCUACCUCGCCAUCUGGCAAACUGCCAAGGCCGCUGGCCCCAUCGUCGGUGGAGCUAUCAACCUCGCAUUGAACGCCGGUAGAAGCACUGCUGGAUCUGUCUCUUCCGCCACCUACAUUGUCUUUAUCGCUAUCAUGUGCCUUGGUCUGCCCAUUGCUACAUGUCUCAGUGAUGCUCAGAAAGUCCACCGUAGGGAUGGUACUCGCAUUGUGGUCAGCAAGCAAGAAACUUGGGGUAAAGAGUUCAAGGCCGUCCUCGACCUCGCCCUGUCUCGCCGUAUCCUUCUUCUCUUGCCGGCCUUCUUCAUCAGUUAUUUCUACAACGGCUUCUUGAGUACAUUUUUGACCGAGUACUUUACUGUGCGAUCUAGGGCCUUCUCCAGUUUCUUCACCAACUUUGCUGGUAUCUUCAGCUCUUUCAUCAUUGGCACCCUCCUCGAUCGACAAUCCAUCCCCAUCAAGAUCAGGGCCAAGGUUGCUUUUGGCUCCAUCGUCACUAUCCUUAUCGGCACCUGGAUCUGGGCUAUCAUCUUGCAGAACCAAUUCUACAAUGCCGACACUGCGCCUGUUUGGGACUGGUUCACGGCCGGCUUCAACAAGUCGUAUGCUUUGGUGUUCUUCUGGACUUUUGCCGGUCAAGCUUUCCAGCAAUUCCUCUACUGGUUGGUCGGCCAGUACACCACGGACCUUUCUUCCCUCUCUCACCACACUGGUAUUCUCCGAGGUGUUGAGGCUGCUGGACAAACCGUCGCUUGGGCGAUGCAAUCUGAAGGCAAUGCCAAUCACUUUGUCAGCAUCGGCAUCAACUUUGGUAUCCUCCUCAUCUGCAUCGUUCCCACCUGGAUCGUCUUGUCCGAGCUCGAGGGUAGCCACGAGGUUGUCGUAGUUGAGGGAACUGACACGCAAUCCGUCAAGGAUGGAAGCGUGGAGUCGGCAAAGUCAAGCGAAAAGGACCUCGCGUUGGCGUAA
Messenger RNA from Cryptococcus wingfieldii CBS 7118, 1446 nucleotides. RefSeq lists its product as hypothetical. Gene Ontology annotation, biological process: transmembrane transport. Lineage: Eukaryota; Fungi; Basidiomycota; Tremellomycetes; Tremellales; Cryptococcaceae. Bases 1 to 1446 code for a protein of 481 amino acids. The record is from RefSeq and is a predicted model, not a curated record. The transcript has 14 exons. Gene Ontology annotation, molecular function: transmembrane transporter activity.